GUGGGCUAGGAGGCGGGAGGCUGGAGGCGGGAGGCGGGACCUGAGCCCGGGCGGGGACGCCGGGGCGGGGAGGCCAUGGCGGGGCCCGGGCGCUGGGGCCCCCUGCUCCUGUGCCUGCUGCAGGCAGCUCCAGGGAGACCCCGUCUGGCCCCUCCCCAGAAUGUGACACUGCUCUCCCAGAACUUCAGCGUGUACCUGACAUGGCUCCCAGGGCUUGGCAACCCCCAGGAUGUGACCUAUGUUGUGGCCUAUCAGAGCUCUCCCACCCCUGGACGGUGGCGCAAAGUUGAAAAAUGUGCAGGAACCAAGGAGCUGGUGUGUUCUCUGAUGUGCCUGAAGAAACAGGACCUGUACAACAAGUUCAAAGGGCGCGUGCGGACGGUUUCUCCCAGCUCCAAGUCCCCCUGGGUAGAGUCCGAAUACCUGGAUUACCUUUUUGAAGUGGAGCCGGCCCCACCUCUCCUGGUGCUCACCCAGACGGAGGAGAUCCUGAGUGUCAAUGCCACCUACCAGCUGCCCCCCUGCAUGCCCCCACUGGAUCUGAAGUAUGAGGUGGCAUUCUGGAAGGAGGAGGCCGGAAACAAGGUAGGAAGCUCCUUUCCUGCCCCCAGGCUAUACCCGCUCCUCCAAUUCACACUCCGGUUCUCACCCUUCCAGCCUGCCCCUGCACGCCUCCUCCAGGAAGCCUUCCCUGCAGCGUUGACACUCCUGACGCCCUGCAUCCUCCGGAUUCCAGGGAAUAUAGAUCUCAAUCCACUUUUCUGCUCCUCUCUCCCCUCCCCAUAUCAGGACUUUUCUGGACACACACACCCUGUGGCAACCUUUCAGCCCAGCAGACCAGAAUCCCUGAAUGACUUGCUCCUCCGUCCACAAAAGGAGCUGACCAGAGGGGUUAGGACCACGCCUAGAGUCAGGGCCCCAGCCACCCAGCAGGCAGGACGGACAAAGGCACUUGCGGAAGACAAGGAGGAAGAGGAGGAGGACAUGGAAGAUGGCGUCAGCUUCCAGCCCUACAUUGAACCGCCCUCUUUCCUGGGGCAACAGCGCCAGGUUCCAGAGCACUCAGAGGCAGGUGAGGUGGACUCAGGGAGGCCCAGGGCUCCCCUGGACCCAGGCGAAGGCUCUUCUGCUUGGGAUUCUUCAGACAGAAGCUGGGCCAGCACUAUGGACUCCUCCUGGGACAGGGCUGGAUCCUCUGGCUAUUUGUCUGAGAAGGGGCCAGGCCAAGGGUCAGGUGGGGACGGGCACCAAGCGCCUCUCCCAUCGCUGGAAUUCUCCAAGGACUCGGGUUUCCUGGAAGAGCUCCCAAAAGACGACCUCUCCUCCUGGGCCACCUGGGGCACCUUACCACCAGCAUCGAAUCUGGUCUCUGGGGAGCUCCCAGUUUCUUUUCGGACACUGACCGUCUGCUGGGACAGCAGCCCUGAAGAGGAAGAGGAAGAAGAGGAGGUGAGGGAAUCAGAAAUUGAGGACAGUGGUCCGGGCAGCUGGGGGGCUGAGAGCACCCAGAGGACUGAGGAGAGGACACUAGGGCAUUACAUGGCCAGGUGAGCUCUCCCCCGGCUUCCACCGACUGUGAUGCCUCUGCCUUUGCGAGGACUACUGGGCUUCCCAAGAAACUCGAAAGCCUCCAUACUUCCCCUAGAGGGCAGAGGGGCAUUGCACUUCCAGGACGUCCACCUAGCAGUGGUUUGUCUGCCAGGCUCAGCAAUAAGAGGCCCCUUCCUCCUGUGACCCACCACUUUAGGCAGAGCUACAAGAGGGGUGGACACAGAGUGGGCUGAGGUCAGAGGUUGGUGGGGUGACAGGCCAGGGGGAAAAAUUAUCCCAGGACAGCACAAAACAGGUGAGGUCAGGUCACAGCAGACAUCAAGGGCAGACACCAGCAAGGGGCCCUCUGGAACUUGGGACCUCUGGAAGCACACCCGCUAUACCUCAUGCCUUUCCCAGCAGCCACUGAGCUCCCCGACCCCAGGGCUCAGCCUCUUGAUUCAUGGGUUCCCUAGGUUAGGCCCAGAUUAAAAUCCAGUUGGCCGAGGGUUUUGGAUGGGAAGGGAAAGGUGGCUGUCCUCAAAUCCUGGUCUUUGGAGUCAUGGCACUAUACGGUUUUCAGUGUCAGGCCGGGGUUCAAAUCCCAGCUCUGCUGUUCACUGACUGUUGAUCUUGGGGAAGCCACCUCCCCUCUCUACCUCGGCUUCCUCGUCUGCAGCUACACCUGGGUGUCGUGAGGGUUCUCGGGGAUCUCAGCCAUGUGUAGCACGGAGCCCUCUGUGUCCUUGGUGCUCUCUAUGUGGUGGCUGGUAGAAUUCUCCAUCCAUCCAGGCUCCAGGAGACCCCUUGGCAUCUCCCACCUGUGGCCCCUAAACCCAGAGUGACAGAGCACUCACCAUUCAGCCUGUCUCAUCCCCCAUCUACCUCCUUCCUUCUACCCUCACUGCCUCCCCAUCAGGAGAUCAAGCUCUCAGAAGCCAGAGCCCCACCCAAGGGGACCCUGGUCUCUCCACCAUUACCCAGCAAUGGGAACCCUGCUUCCCAGGGAAGGAACCAAGUGCUCCACCUUCUAGGGACCCAGUUUGUUGGAGUAGGACAGUAACAUGGCAGGAAUCGGACUUCUAGGCCCAUAAGCCCUGUUUGGACAGCACUUUAGACCCUUGGUUGACUAUUGAGAUCCUAAGAAGUCUCAUUCUCCUUAUAAGAAACCAAUGCCUUCUAUUGGUUGCAUCACCA
This is a messenger RNA of Cebus imitator (Panamanian white-faced capuchin), 2727 nucleotides long. It is a transcript of the gene IFNLR1, whose product is annotated as interferon lambda receptor 1. The transcript is spliced from 6 exons. The record is from RefSeq and is a predicted model, not a curated record. Lineage: Eukaryota; Metazoa; Chordata; Mammalia; Primates; Cebidae. Gene Ontology annotation, molecular function: protein binding. Bases 76 to 1551 code for a protein of 491 amino acids.